GUGCAAGACCCAGUACUGGGAGAAAUCAGAAUAAUACCGAUGUGGAAAGACAAGACUAUAGACAGUUCACUUAGAACAUUUGUAAACGCAACAAUAGCAACAGUGUAUGAGAUAAGCUGGGCUAAUUUAAAAAGUAUCAGCUCAAUUAUAAGACAUGGGGUAAACAACCCUAAAGAAGAAGGCAUAAACUGGAAAAACACCUGGAAAGUACUCAAGAAACUGCAAGGAAGGAGUUUGUACAAAGAUAAGACAUGCAUAGCUUGUUGUGUGAAAGACGAGACUAUGGAGCAUCUGGCAGAAUGCCAAGUCUAUCAAAGAAUUUGGAAUAGAAUAGAGAACACGCAGAAAACAGAUGCACAGAAGAAGGAAAAAGAUUACUUGGGUCAAGAUCGAAAGCAGAGAAAAGCAUAUACUGGUUUACAGAGCUCUUUUG
Dentiscutata heterogama is the source of this 433-nucleotide messenger RNA. The record is from the annotation of a GenBank genome assembly. Lineage: Eukaryota; Fungi; Glomeromycota; Glomeromycetes; Diversisporales; Gigasporaceae.